Molecule: messenger RNA, 1011 nt
Organism: Apis laboriosa (Himalayan honeybee)
Lineage: Eukaryota; Metazoa; Arthropoda; Insecta; Hymenoptera; Apidae
Gene: Spec2
Product: CDC42 small effector protein homolog
Exons: 4
Coding region: 374-637 (87 amino acids)
Biological process (GO): regulation of Rho protein signal transduction
Cellular component (GO): plasma membrane
Molecular function (GO): small GTPase binding
Source: RefSeq, a predicted model, not a curated record
GCUUUUAUAUUUUAGAAAUUAAAAUUUAUUUUGAUUGUCAUUUAAAUUAUUAAAAAAAAAACGACUAAAUAAUUACUGUUCAAUUUUCUUCAAAGAAUGUCAAUGAAACAUGGUGAAAAGUGAUCGUCUUAAGAUUAUUUAAUGAAUAAUUAGAGAUAGAAAGAAAGCCACAGAUUUAUUACUUACAUUGUGAAAAUUAAUUCGAAAGUCUACAUCUUGUGAAUCGAGUCACAUGUAAACUCAUCGAUCAAAAGGGAAUGUUUAUUUUGUUUCAUUCUGUCUUUAAGUCUCGAACGGAUAUUGCAAAGGUUAGACCGAUCGACAAUACGAUUACUUGACGACUUCAUUUUGAAGUAAACACAAUUAAAGUAUAAUGGCGGGUAGUGGAGAACUUUGGGUACAAUGUUUUACUUGUUGUUUAAUGCAACAAGGACCUAGAACACGUAAUGGAAGGCAAAGGUCACAUCAGAGACUAAGGAUAGAUCGUAGCAUGAUAGGAGUACCUACAAACUUUAGGCAUACUGGACAUAUUAGUAGUGGAGAUCUUGAUAUGAGCAGUGCACAAUUAUCAAAUAUUCAAGCACAAAUGCAAAUGAAAGGAGGCUAUGAUAAUGCAUAUAGUGUUAAGGCAUGUUGAAAAUAAUACAUUUUGUUGCAAAUUAUUCUCAUAUUAAUAAUUAAAGCAAAUAAUUUUAUAACAGAAAAAGAUGACAGUUAUGUUCUCUUUAUGAAGAUGAAUAUAUAUGCAGCUAUAUCAUAUUUUCAGAAGAAGCUCAAAGAAGAUAUAUUAAAUAUGUUUAAGAAUAAGACAAACAAGAACAAAUUCUAAAAUAUUUUUACUUCUUGAUAUUAAAUAAAUAUUAUGUUAAGUUACUCUCAUUUGUAUAGAAAUGAUUUUACAACUAAACUAAUUUUCUAAUUAUAAGAGAGCAUUUAAUUUGCAUAUUUUUAAAAUGUUAUUUUCAUUAAGACUGGAUACUUAAUAGAAACAAAAACUGCCAUAUAUACAAC